UAAAGAUGAGAAUAUUUGGUAAAUCACUCAGUAAAUGUACUAAACUAUUUGCCUCAACUGACUGAAAGUGAACCGCAAACGUUGAGUAUUUUGCCAUUCGCGCUCCUGGUUUUGUCCCUUCCGAGAACCCGUCCGAGUCCGACUCCAUGGCGACAGCUGAUCCCGUUCGUUUUCAGUACAAAACGCUCUUUUUGUUCAAUUAACGAUAGAAACCGGACACGUGACUUCACUUCAACUCCACCCGUGUUUAUAUCUCGUGCACACGGCGCGUGCAUGAGAACACAGCCCCUUUAAAAAGGAACAUUGGAAAGAAGUAUUCAGAUCCUCUCCUGUUGUACAAGUACAACAGCAGCCUGACAAUACUACAAGACCACGGGCUCAAAAGAUGUGAGCAUCGGGCUGUGAAGAUGUCUCACCAAGAGACAAUGCAGGUGAUGCCUCUCUGGGAGCUUUCCAUCCCGCUGCCGGCGGUGCUGAUGAUCACGCUGGGUCUCUACAUGGUGGUCCUGGGCCUCGGGCUGUGGAUCCGGUCCUGCCUCAAGGACCGGUGCUCCCCGCAGUGCGCUGGCUGCUGCCCGGCCGUCUCUCUGUGCGAGAACUGCUUCAGAUUUGCAGAAAUGUGCGACUGUCGCCUGCCGACCGUCCGCUCGUGCCGGGCCGUCUCGUGCCCGUCUCCUUCAUGUGCUAAAUGCGACUGUGCCUGCACCUGUCAGCCUCCCGAGUGCGACACCUGCAACUGCCUCUGCUUCGAGAUCAGGAUCAAGUAGACGAGGAUGGAGCCGCUCGGAGGUGAUGGAGGGGAGAGAGGAUGGAGAGAGGUGACGGACGAGAGAGAGGAUGGAGAGAGGUGACGGAGGAGAGACAGGAUGGAGAGAGGUGACGAGGAGAGAGAGGAUGGAGAGAGGUGACGAGGAGAGAGAGGAUGGAGAGAGGUGACGAGGAGAGACAGGAUGGAGAGAGGUGACGAGGAGAGAGAGGAUGGAGAGAGGUGACGAGGAGAGACAGGAUGGAGAGAGGUGACGAGGAGAGAGAGGAUGGAGAGAGGUGACGAGGAGAGACAGGAUGGAGAGAGGUGACGAGGAGAGAGAGGAUGGAGAGAGGUGACGGAGGAGAGACAGGAUGGAGAGAGGUGACGGAGGAGAGACAGGAUGGACUACUCCUCUAUGACCUUUCACCUCUAAUAAGACUUCAGUGUGAAUAAGAGGCAUCUGCAGAGUUUGUGCGUCUCUCAAUCCCGUCUGACUUCCUGUCUGUGGCUCUCAGCUCCAAAUGGUUCCGCCUUUGUCUUAAAUAUGUAAAUACAUAUUUAAUUUAUUCGUGAAAGUCGGUAACCUCCUCAAACAGCUGGUCUCGUGGUGUUUAAUCCACAUUCAGUGCUCUGGCAGCGGUGAAUGUUUCGGCAUCAAUUAAUUGUUAGUUUUUGUCUUUUAUUGACUUAAAUAGAAUAUAGAAUAUCAUUAUAGUUAUAAAUGUUGCGCAACAUGUUGUAAUGGUGUGCUUAGUAUGGUACAUCUGCCUAGAUCAUACAUUCUGAUACAUUUGAUAAGUUUUAUUAAAUUCUGAAACGUU
Cyclopterus lumpus (lumpfish) is the source of this 1569-nucleotide messenger RNA. Its product is annotated as keratin-associated protein 4-9. NCBI's taxonomy places the organism in Eukaryota, Metazoa, Chordata, Actinopteri, Perciformes, Cyclopteridae. Bases 408 to 767 code for a protein of 119 amino acids. The transcript is spliced from 6 exons. The record is from RefSeq and is a predicted model, not a curated record.